This is a messenger RNA of Mesoplodon densirostris (Blainville's beaked whale), 2455 nucleotides long. It is a transcript of the gene KLHL30, whose product is annotated as kelch like family member 30. Gene Ontology annotation, molecular function: protein binding. NCBI's taxonomy places the organism in Eukaryota, Metazoa, Chordata, Mammalia, Artiodactyla, Ziphiidae. The transcript is spliced from 8 exons. The record is from RefSeq and is a predicted model, not a curated record. Bases 98 to 1840 code for a protein of 580 amino acids.
GGGCAGUCCUGCUCUCCAGCCUGAGUUCUGAGACAAGGUCCAGGUGCCGACUGAGAGGAGCCCGUGGGGACGCCCGUGAGUAGGUGGCCGCACAGUCAUGGUGUGGAACGUGGACGACCUGGACUUCCACCUGCCCUCGCAUGCCCAGGACAUGCUGGACGGCCUCCGGCGGCUGCGCUCCCAGCCCAAGCUGGCAGACGUCACGCUGCUGGUGGGUGGCCGGGAGCUGCCCUGCCACCGGGGGCUCCUGGCACUGAGCAGCCCCUACUUCCACGCCAUGUUCGCGGGCGACUUCGCCGAGAGCUUCUCGGCGCGUGUGGAGCUGAGGGACAUGGAGCCUGCUGUCGUGGCGCAGCUGGUGGACUUCGUGUACACGGGCCGGCUGACCAUCACCCAGGGCAACGUGGAGGAGCUGACCCGCACGGCCGCGCGCCUCCACUUCCCCGCCGUGCAGAAGGUCUGCGGCCGCUACCUGCAGCAGCAGCUCGAUGCCACCAACUGCCUCGGCAUCUGUGAGUUUGGGGAGCAGCAGGGGUUGCUGGGUGUGGCUGCCAAGGCCUGGGCCUUCCUGCGGGAGAACUUUGAGGCUGUGGUGCAGGAGGAUGAGUUUCUGCAGCUGUCCCAAGAGCGGCUGGCCACUUGUCUGGCCGGCGACCUGCUGCAGGUGCAGCCGGAGCAGAGCCGGCUGGAGGCCCUGCUGCGCUGGGUCCGCCACGACCCCCAGGCCCGGGCCCCCCACCUGCCCGAGCUGCUCGGCCUGGUGCACCUGGACGCCGUGCCCCGGCCCCGCGUGCAGCAGCUGCUGGCCACGGAGCCGCUGAUCCGGGAGUCGGAGGCCUGUCGGGAGGCCCUGUCCCAGGGCCAUGAGGGGGCGCUGCUGGACCUCCCGCAGGGACUGGAAGAGGUUCUGGUGGUGGUUGGCGGGCGGUCGCUGGAGGAAGAGGAGGAGGAGGGCGCCGAGCAGCUGGCUCCCCGCCCCGGGAACUUCGCCUUCUACGACCCCAAGGCCAAGAGGUGGAUGGCGCUCCCAGACUUCCCUGACUACCACAAGUGGGGCUUCUCUCUGGCGGCGCUGAACAACGAUGUCUACGUGACAGGGGGCUCUCGGGGCACCAAGACGGACGCCUGGUCCACGACGCAGGCCUGGUGCUUCCCGCUGAGGGAGGCAGCCUGGAGGCCUGUGGCGCCCAUGCUGAAGGCCCGCACGAACCACGCCAGCGCGGCGCUCCACGGGGAGAUCUACGCCAUUGGCGGCACCACUCUGGGUGUUGUAGAGGUGGAGAGCUAUGACCCCUACACAGACACCUGGACGCCCAUCAGCCCAGCCCUCAAGUACGUCAGCAACUUCUCUGCGGCCGGCUGCCAGGGAAGGCUCUACCUGGUGGGCUCCAGCGCCUGCAAGUACAACGCCCUGGCUCUGCAGUGCUACAAUCCGGUCACAGACGCGUGGAGCGUGAUUGCCUCGCCUUUCCUCCCCAAGUACUUGUCCUCGCCACGCUGCACCGCGCUGCACGGGGCGCUCUACCUGGUGGGGGACAAUACCAAGAAGGUCUACGUGUACGACCCCGGGGCCAACCUGUGGCAGAAGGUGCAGUCCCUGCACAGCCUGCACGAGAACGGGGCGCUGGUGCCGCUGGGGGAUGAGCUGUACAUGACGGGCGGCCGCUGGCAGGGCAUGGACGGCGACUACCACGUGGAGAUGGAGGCCUACGACCCCCGGCGCGACGCCUGGACCCGCCACGGCGCCCUGCCCCGCCUCUGGCUCUACCACGGGGCCUCCGCCGUCUUCCUGGACGUCUCCAAGUGGACCCAGCCCUUCGGGCCCACCCAGGAGCCCUAAGCCGCCCCUCGGCGCACCUGGAGCAGGCCCGGCUGAGCCCCCGCCCCGGGGGACGGCCCCCUUUCACUGUGGUUUGUGAACCAAAGUGUCGCCGUCCCCUCCAGGGCUUGGGCUGGGUUCGGGCCACCAGGGGACGUCAGAGACACAGCCUUGGUCUCCGCAGCCACCACGCCAAACUCUGAGCUGACCCGCGGGAAGGGCUGGGCCUCUGGAAGCCUGCAUGGAUGGGAGAAGCAGCUCUCCUGCCCGUGGGGUGUCUGGGACCUCAGAGGAAGGAGCUCAGGGCCGGGGGAGCCUUGAGAGAACUCCGGUGCUCUCUGAAUACUGGCCGCUCCUGGCUGUGUGUCCCACUGGUGGCUUUUGGAGGACCUGCACAGGUGAGGGUGACAUGGAGGCCCAGGAAGCUGAGGCUGUUGCAGAGGGUGGGCAGCACAGAGCAAAGGGCCUGAGGUGAGGUCAGCGUCCAGCCCUGGGGGGCCUGCUUCUGCCUGUCCCACAGCUGUGUGACCACAGCCGGCAGACGACCCUCUCUGGGCCUCAGGCACAUGGGGCUGCCUCGGGUGGGCUGUCUGCUCUCCCUGCCCCCAGCCUUACGUUGGCACCUUGUUUCCAGAC